CAGAUAUCUACGUAUGUGUAUGUUAACAUAAUUAUGUAUUUUAUUCUAUUUGUUUAUAAAUAUCGUAUAAACAGAUAAGAUCACGAUACAGAUUAGGCGUUUGAGUAGACUCUAUGAGGUUUUUUUGGCUGGGUAAAGUGUUUGUGUUUGGGUCUUUUGGACUAUUGGGCUUAAGCUUCCGGUCCUAAUUGAAAAAUGGGCUUUUUAUUUUUUUGCAAUAUAAGGAAAAAGAAUAAAGAAAAAAAGGAGGCAAAAGAAUCGGGAUGAGAGGGAUUAGUCUUUUCUAUUAACGAACGCUUCAAUGGCAAUUAUUUGCGGGAGCCAUCACUUUCUACUCUGUCCCUUUCUCUCUCUCUCGAUCCAGUUCAUCGUCCUCACGUUUUGUUAACAAACCAACAAACACCAUCUUCCCUCCUCCAUUGAUCACGUUUUUGUGUCUUUCCUUACAUUUUUGGGUUUCCUCAUUCACUUACAUUCGUCUAGUUUUUUUUUUGUUUAUGCUGGAGAUUGUUAAUUGAAUGUAAAUGGUAGAUUAGUCGAAGGAAUUGGAUUCGUGUUGUGGGGUUCCUCAGGUUUAGUAGAUCUGAGGGUUGCAUUUUGAAUACUUUUUACCUUCUUUGUUUUUUUUUCUGUAUAAUAAACAUAAUCACGUUUAGAAAUGAGCGCAUCAAGGUUCAUAAAGUGCGUCACCGUUGGUGAUGGAGCUGUCGGCAAAACAUGUUUGCUCAUUUCUUACACCAGCAACACCUUUCCCACGGACUAUGUGCCCACUGUUUUCGAUAACUUUAGUGCUAAUGUGGUUGUUAACGGGGCAACCAUCAAUCUUGGAUUGUGGGAUACUGCAGGGCAGGAGGAUUAUAACAGAUUAAGACCUUUGAGUUACCGCGGUGCUGAUGUUUUUAUUCUAGCCUUCUCUCUUAUUAGUAAGGCUAGUUACGAGAAUGUCUCCAAAAAGUGGAUCCCUGAGUUGAAGCACUAUGCUCCUGGUGUCCCCAUCGUCCUUGUUGGUACCAAACUAGGUAAUCUUACUCUUCCUGCAUCUCUUGCUUUUAUGCAUUUUUGUAUAUGUCUAAUUUCCAUUGCCGAGACAAUCAGCACCCACACUUUUAGCUAUCGUCUCGCGACUUUCGUUAGCUGCUCUGAUUUAUUUGAGGCAUAAGUGGAUGUGACUUCACAUUUUCUUGGUUCUUGUUCAAAUUUUGACAAAUGUUCAAGAUGUAUCGUUUAAGUGAAAAGGAGGCUAGUUUUCAUAGCAUAUCAUUAGUCAACAGGUUUUUCUUCUGAACCAUAUGCUAUAAUCUUCUUGUGAUGACCUCUUAAACCUUUUAGUUACCUACAUUUUGAGAGGCAACCAUUUACGCCUUUAAAUAUUCCCAAAUCAAAUAGCUAACCUAUAGCAAGUACUAUCUCCAGAAAAGGCAAUAGCCAAUAGCCAAUAACAUCGAGUGAAGGCUUGGUUGUAACUUGUGCUGUUUCGAUGAUUUAACCUUGUUUUCUGUCAGAUCUUCGGGAUGACAAACAGUUUGUCAUCGACCAUCCUGGUGCCGUCCCUAUUACAACUGCUCAGGGAGAGGAGCUCAAGAAGCUAAUUGAAGCGCCUGCUUACAUCGAGUGCAGUUCAAAAUCCCAAGAGAACGUGAAGGGGGUCUUUGAUGCUGCGAUCAGAGUGGUUCUUCAACCUCCAAAGCAGAAGAAAAAGAAGAACAAAGCACAAAAGGCCUGUUCCAUUUUGUAAUAGCUUUCAUGGAGACCAAGAAGCUCGGUGACAGGGUCGUUAAGAAAGUAUUUGCGUUUUCAUUCUUUUUUGUUUUCUUUUCAGUGUUCAUUGUGAUUUCUGUCUCUUUAGUUCCUCUAAAAAGCGAAUUGUGUUGAGUUUAUUUCAACUUCUGUUUCAGUUGAUAAUCGAGAAUUGGUGUAGUAGUCACUCUUCCACUCUAAAUGAUAUGUUCAACGUGAUGAUGUAUAUGUAAUCACAUGUUCAAAGAGUACCAGUAAGAGAGAUUGGGGCGUAGUACUAAUCUUACUAUAUUAAUCAACCGUAAAGUAUAACAAACAGUGUUCUUAUUCAGCCUUAAGACUUUGUAAGGCUAAACCAGGAAAAAUUGUUUGGUCCGAACUCCAGCACAUGGAUAUCUCUUGACCAGGUCCCUUGUUAAAAACUCUUCUUCCUGCUCUUAUCAGAAAGGGACGGUGUAGGGUAAGGCGUGGACAUCAGCUUCUGGUAAAAGGCGAGCACAUGGCCACGCCAUUGAACUGCUUAUGACUUGCUUCGUCUCAUUAUUUCUGUUAAGUUGUCUGCAUCUUUCUGUGUCAAACUUGUGGCUACUUGGCUUCUUCAUGAACCACCAACAUUCAUCAUCUUCAGAGUUAGUGAGCUCUAUUUUGUUAGGGACCCAAUUCUCAACUACAUUCAAGAAUUGCACCGCCAAUGAUGGAGGGCAAUACCUACAUAAGCCGCUUGAAGGGUUAGAAGAUUCUUGAGUAGUGGACGACAGUUUCUUCUCUUUAGCGAGAUUCCUUGUGAAAAUGUGGUCUUUUCUUUUCUCUUCUGGUGGCUUUGAAACAUGUCCUGGUGCAGAAGUAGAACAAGGAUGUUGUUGCGGCUUUAAAGCGUGUUCUGGUGCUGAAGUGGAACAAGGAGGUUGUUGAGGCUGCUCUCUAGUAACACUCUUCAAGGUUUCUAUCUUUAUCUCCCGGGAGGGACAAGGUUUUUGUUGAUCCUUUUUAGUCACCUCAGGAUCAUUCUGCCUUCGGAUAGGCAACCGAAUCCGGAUGAUGCUUACUUCAAAUUCAUAUGAUAACAUAUUUGAAGAAAGAACGUCAACAAUAUCCUGAAAAGGUAAAAAGACCCAACAAGAACACAAACAAACUCACCAGAGUCGUUGUUGUUGUUAUGUGGCUGCUGCUUCUUCUCCUUCUGUUGCUUAGGUAGAAGCUCAUUGCUGUUAAGAGUGCUAUCACAAGAGUUCGGAGACGUCGAGUGAAGCAAUUCACGUUCUACAGUAAGACUGCUCUUCUCCAAACAGCCAUUGUCACUUUCUUUUAGUUUGUGAAAAACAUUGUUCUUGCCAUCUUUAGCAACUUCUUCUUUGCGCCUUCUCUUAUGAGAGUGUUUUUCACUUUCACCUUCCCCUCUUUCCUUCUCCUUCCUCUUCUUAUCCUUCUUCUCCUUGUUAUCACUCUUCUCCUUCUUAUCCUUCUUUUCUCUUUUUCUUUCCUUCCUCUGUUCUUUCUUAGCUUUCUCCUCUGCCUUCUGAAUGAACAAAAACAAAAGUCAAUAAUCAGCUCACAAUACUUGCCAAAAUUCAACAAAAAGCAGAAACAAGCCCUCAUACAGAGCAACCCAUAAACCCCCAAUUAUGCAAACGAUUAGUGGACAUUAUUCAAGGGACUUUGUGACAGUUAGCAUUGUACUUUGGAAUAUGUAUUUAUCAUUAUCUCAAACCAACCCGUUAGUGACAUUGUGUCAUCGUUUUCACUAGAAUCAAUCGCAAAAAUGGCAUCUUUUUCAUUCAUGGCGGCAAAUUUGCAACAACCCCUAGAACACAGAUACCAGAUAACUGGUAAUCAAGUUCGAUAAACCGAAACACAAGGAAGCUGAGCAUUCGAAAUCCCCCAAAAAGCCAAAUAAAACCCACACGAGAUUAAAUGCUCAAACAAACCUUGAUCGAAUCGAUCAGAGCCUCAUCGCGGCUUCCGUUCAAUACAUAGCCAGGCGGCGGGAACGGGAAACACCGAGACAUCUUUUCGAUUAGUGACAAAAAUUCAAACUAUAUUGGAUGCGGAGAAGAUGUAAAUCAAAUCUCGCGGAAACCCUAAAUCGACCACGAGAGGAUCUCGAGUGGAGGGGUAAAGUAAGAUAUUGGGGCUUCUAAUAGCGCGCGAAAAUCAUAUCUAAGAGUUAGCAACGGAUUGGUUUUGUUUGAUCGGAGAAGAAAGAAGAGUCGCGAGAUCUCGAAUCUCUUCGGAAACUCUCC
This is a messenger RNA of Eruca vesicaria subsp. sativa (arugula), 3977 nucleotides long. The record is from the annotation of a GenBank genome assembly. Lineage: Eukaryota; Viridiplantae; Streptophyta; Magnoliopsida; Brassicales; Brassicaceae.